UGGCAUACAACAGAGCACAGCGGCGGCGGACCUAUCUCCACUUUUAGACCCAUUAAAAAUGUUAAUAUAAUGGAUUUUCUCAGUGAGUGUACUCGGGUCUACCGCUCAUAAUGGACGCCAGCUUGUUGUUGACGGAGAUAGCAGUUAGCCGUUAGCUUACUUUUUUUUGUUUGCUUGGAUCCUGUGUGUAAUUUCUUUUCGUCGCUAGGAGAAUGCUGGAGAGACAAGGAAUGGCUUUGAUGAACGUUGGCUUGGAUAAGGGGACAUUUUUCACAUUAAGAAAAUAACUGUAAAGAGUCAGUUUGAGCUGCGCUUCCACCAGAAGUUUCCUCUCGGUGGGACUGCUGUUGGCAGCCGGGUUUCGUGCUCGGGCAACGGGAACACCGACACCCCCGAGGAGACUGCUCGGCUGUCUGGCUCCAGUCGUGGCCUGGCUCCGGGCACUCCCAGCUUAUCCGCUAGCAUCGGAUCACGGACGACAAGAAUAAAACAAGACAGCAGGGGGACUUCUUUUGUUUAUAUCCGUGGCGCUGGAUAUUUCUAAACAUUUAUUUAGGAUAAGCAAUUCAAUAUCCUUCAGACGGCGUCUUCCAAAACAAUGGCGUCUUAUGUGGAUAACAGCUUUCGGCAGGCUGUGAUGAUGAAUCCGGCUGAAAGGACGCAACAGGACCUGGAGAUCGUGUACUCGUAUCUCCACGGGAUGGAGGCCUUGUCCAACCUGCGAGAGCACCAGCUGAGGAUAAUGUGUGAGACGGUGCGUUAUGAGCGACAUGAGGCCAAUGAAGUGCUAUACUACCCUGACGACGUCGGAAGCUGCUGGUACAUCCUGUUGUCCGGCUCCGUCUUCAUCAAGGAGUCCAUGUUCCUGCCCAGAAGCAGGUAGGAUCGUCGGCCAUUUUGCUUCAGGACGCUGUUUGUUGUUGAUCUUGGCUCUAACAUGCGAGCAGCUUCCUUCUUUAAAAGCCUCUUUACAACAGUCACAUCGGGAGGUACAAACUAAUCCAAUCAGUGCCAAGAGAGAGACCGUUUA
Cottoperca gobio is the source of this 1030-nucleotide messenger RNA. Its product is annotated as rap guanine nucleotide exchange factor 6-like. The record is from RefSeq and is a predicted model, not a curated record. The transcript has 4 exons. The coding region runs from base 599 to 883 and encodes 94 amino acids. Lineage: Eukaryota; Metazoa; Chordata; Actinopteri; Perciformes; Bovichtidae.